Messenger RNA from Ochotona curzoniae (black-lipped pika), 963 nucleotides. RefSeq names its product cysteine and glycine rich protein 3 (gene CSRP3). NCBI's taxonomy places the organism in Eukaryota, Metazoa, Chordata, Mammalia, Lagomorpha, Ochotonidae. Gene Ontology annotation, cellular component: cytoplasm; Z disc; nucleus. The transcript has 6 exons. Bases 140 to 724 code for a protein of 194 amino acids. Gene Ontology annotation, molecular function: actinin binding; structural constituent of muscle. The record is from RefSeq and is a predicted model, not a curated record. Gene Ontology annotation, biological process: muscle tissue development; cardiac muscle contraction; sarcomere organization.
GCCCCCUCCUGCCCUUCCCUCUCCAAGCCAAGGCUGAUGACAGCCUCCAUAUAUUUAAAGAGGACAAGAGCCCCUCUCAACUCAGUUGAGCUCGUAGAGGCCGUACAGGCAGACUUGACCUUGGUCAAACGUCUCCAAGAUGCCAAACUUGGGUGGAGGAGCGAAAUGUGGAGCCUGUGAGAAGACUGUCUACCACGCGGAGGAAAUUCAGUGCAAUGGAAGGAGUUUCCACAAGACCUGCUUCCACUGCAUGGCCUGCAGGAAGGCUCUCGACAGCACCACAGUGGCAGCUCAUGAGUCGGAGAUAUACUGUAAGGUCUGCUAUGGGCGCAGGUAUGGGCCCAAGGGGAUUGGGUAUGGACAAGGAGCUGGCUGCCUCAGCACAGACACAGGCGAGCACCUCGGCCUCCAGUUCCAACAGUCCCCAAAGGCAGCUCGCUCAGCAACAACUAGCAACCCUUCUAAGUUCACUGCAAAGUUUGGAGAGUCAGAAAAGUGCCCUCGAUGCGGGAAGUCAGUUUAUGCUGCUGAGAAAGUGAUGGGAGGUGGCAAGCCUUGGCACAAGACCUGUUUCCGCUGCGCCAUCUGUGGGAAGAGUCUGGAGUCCACGAAUGUCACUGACAAAGAUGGGGAGCUUUAUUGCAAAGUUUGCUAUGCGAAAAACUUCGGCCCCACAGGCAUUGGGUUUGGAGGUCUCACACAGCAGGUGGAAAAGAAAGAGUGAAAAGGUGCCCCAUUUCCCAUGUUUGGCUCCAGCCUGAAGCAUUUGCCAAGCAACCCUGCACAGAAAGGAGUCUUUCUCUAAACAACCUCUCAAUUGUGGCUGGAUGGGGUUUAUCUUCAGAAGCCGUAAUGAUCCUCUUUGGAAGAAAAUUAUUUUAAAUUUAAUCUGCAACCAAGUGGUUUGUUAUUUACAGUUUUUGAGUUAGGAAAGGCAAUAAACAAAUGAUCGAUGGUACCUUA